CGGCCAGGGCGCAGCCUGCAGGCUGGACCGGCCCCGCCUCGGCCGCCGCGCUCGUCGCCCCGUCCUCCGCCCCGCGGCGCAGGUGAGCCUGGGGUGGGGAACAGGAGGAGCAGGAAGUCACCUGAAGGUCCCCAGAAAGCCAUGGCACAGAUGGAUCUGGAAGCUCCCUGUGGUGCUGCCCUGGCAGUUUCUGCUCGCUUGAAGCAAAGUCCUCGUGAGGAUUAAUUCUCGGCACAGAACGCCGGGGCCUCUUAGGAAGGACACGGUACCGGGACCCUGUGGCCACUCAGCAUGUCCCAGCGGCACUCGGAUAGCUCCUUGGAAGAGAAGCUCCUGGAAUACCGCUUCCACUCGGAGCUGCGGCUCGAUGCCAAGGGCUACCCGGCGUCCGGGCUCCCGAUGGUCCGGGGCUCCCUGCGGGUCACGGACAAUGCCGGCUUCCAGCCUGACACCCCAGCGUCCCCUCCUCCCCCGCCUCCAUCCCCUGAAGACCAGGCACCGCGGGCCAUCGUCCUGAGCACGCAGAGCCCCGCGGCCCUCAAGAUGGGCACCCAGCAGCUGAUUCCUAGGAGCCUGGCCGUGUCGAGCAAGGCCAAGGCCCCGGCCCGCCACCAGAGCUUUGGGGCGGCCGUGCUCAGCAAGGAGGCCACCCGGCGGGACCCCCAGCUCCUCUCGGCCCCCAGCUUCUCCCUAGACGACAUGGACAUGGGUCCCGGGGGGAUGCUUAGACGAAACCUGCGGAACCAAUCCUACCGGGCGGCCAUGAAGGGCCUGGGAUCGCCGGGCAGUGAGGGCGGUCCCGUCCAGCUCAGCCCCAAGCUCCAGUCUCUGGCUGAGGAGCCCAGCCCACCGUCCACUCGGUGUCCAGCCAAAAAUAAGAGGACGCUGGGGCGGAAACGUGCACACAAGGGCUCCUUCAAGGAUGACCCCCGGUUCUACCAGGAGAUCCGGGAGCGGGGCCUGACUACCAGCCAAGAGUCAGAUGAUGAGCCCUCCAGCCCCGAGGGAGCCCAAAAGGUGGACGUCCCCAUCGUGGUCAAGAGCUACCGGCCCCCCCAGGUCACCUGGAGCCAGCUCCCCGAGGUGGUGGAGUCGGGCAUCCUGGACCAGCUGCCAGCAGAGGAGCGCAAGAGGCAAGAGGCCAUCUUCGAGAUCCUCACGUCUGAGUUCUCCUACCAGCACAGCCUGGGCAUCCUGGUGGCCGAGUUCCUGCAGUGCAGAGAGCUGCGGGCGACCAUGACCCAGAUGGAGCACCACCACCUCUUCUCCAACAUUCUGGAUGUCCUGAGCGCCAGUCAGAAUUUCUUCGAGGACCUGGAGCGGCGGCACAAGGCACAGGUGUGUGUGGAGGACAUCAGUGACAUCCUGGAGGAGCACGCCGAGAAACACUUCCACCCCUACGUCGCCUACUGCUCCAACGAGGUUUACCAGCAGCGCGCUCUGCAGAAACUGACAAGCAGCAAUGCCGCCUUCCGUGAGGUCCUGAGGGAGAUCGAGAGGCGGCCCGCGUGCGGGGGCCUGCCUAUGAUCUCCUUCCUGAUCCUGCCCAUGCAGAGGGUGACUCGGCUGCCCCUCCUGACGGACACGCUCUGCCUCAAGACCCAGGGCCACCCCCAGAGGUACAAGGCUGCCAGCCGCGCACUUAAGGCCAUUAGCAAGCUGGUGAAGCAGUGCAACGAAGGGGCUCACAAGAUGGAGCGCACGGAGCAGAUGUACACGCUGCACACCCAGCUGGACUUCGGCAAGGUCAAGUCCCUCCCGCUGAUCUCGGCCUCCCGCUGGCUGCUGAAGCGCGGGGAGCUCUUCCUGGUGGAGGAGACUGGGCUUUUCCGGAAACUCGCCAGCCGGCCCACCUGCUACCUGUUCCUCUUCAACGACGUCCUGGUGGUCACCAAGAAGAAGAGUGAGGACAGCUUUCUGGUCCAGGACUACGCGCAGGUAGACCACAUCCAGGUCCAGAAGAUGGAGCCCUCGGAGCCCUCUCUGCCUGGGGGAGGCAACCGCAGCUCCUCCGUGCCCCACCUCUUCCAGGUGACCCUGCUGCACAACAGUGAGGGCCGCCAGGAGAAGAUCCUGCUGUCCUCGGACUCCGCGAGUGACCGGGCCCGGUGGAUCACGGCACUCACGCACAGAGAGCGGCAGGGGCAGGGCCCCACCAACAAAGGAGACCUGCUCCAGGUGGAGAUCACCAAGGCCUACUUGGCUAAGCAGGUGGAUGAGAUCACGCUGCAGCAGGCAGAUGUGGUCCUGAUCCUGGAGCAGGAGGAUGGAUGGUUCUACGGUGAGAGGCUGCGGGAUGGAGAGACAGGCUGGUUCCCCGAGGACUUUGCCCGGUGCAUCACCAGCCGCGUGGCCGUGGAAGGCAACGUGCGCAGGAUGGAGCGCCUGCGGGUGGAGACAGACGUGUAGCCAGGGCGUGCACUUUGGGAGGCCAGGCUGCGGCGGCAGCAGCUUCAAUUCAUACUCCAGCAGUGGCCGCGUCCAGCUCCGAGGAGUAUGG
Diceros bicornis minor is the source of this 2500-nucleotide messenger RNA. RefSeq names its product Rho guanine nucleotide exchange factor 16 (gene ARHGEF16). The record is from RefSeq and is a predicted model, not a curated record. The coding region runs from base 292 to 2409 and encodes 705 amino acids. Gene Ontology annotation, biological process: activation of GTPase activity. Lineage: Eukaryota; Metazoa; Chordata; Mammalia; Perissodactyla; Rhinocerotidae. Gene Ontology annotation, molecular function: guanyl-nucleotide exchange factor activity; protein binding. The transcript is spliced from 16 exons.